Molecule: messenger RNA, 984 nt
Organism: Dermacentor albipictus
Lineage: Eukaryota; Metazoa; Arthropoda; Arachnida; Ixodida; Ixodidae
Source: RefSeq, a predicted model, not a curated record
AUGGAUCUCAAGUCUGGCUACUGGCAAAUAGAAGUGGAUGGGAGAGGUCGUGAAAAGACCGCCUUCAUCACGCCAGACGGCCUUUCCGAGUUCAGGGUCAUUCCAUUCGGACAGUGCUCCGCUCCUGGAACGUUCCAGCGCGUUAUGAACACGGUCUUAGUAGGAUUGAAGUUGCAGACUUGUCUUGUUUACUUGGAUGACGACAUCGUCUUCGCCAGAAAACGCGUCGAUCACCUCGGGCGGUUUUCGACAGUACUAGAGGCCAUCAAGUCAUCAGGGCUCAUUGUGAAGGCGGACAAGUGCCGCUUCGCGUGCGAUGAGCUACUGUUCCUGGGCCAUGCCAUUAGCAAAUCUGGAGUGCGCCCCGACCUGCAGAAGACAGCUGCCAUCGUAAUGUUCAGGCAGCCCAUCGACAAGAAGGCAUGUUCACGAGACGCCAUUCUCGGCACGAACUUCCUGAACCAACACGGCGCCGUCAUCAACCUGAAGUUGCAGUUGAUAAAGCUGUCAAAAGAUCAAGUGAUACCACCGGAGAGCUGUCAUAGUCACCACGCCUUGAGUGUCCCCGAAGAUCAUGUUAGCAUCCCGCCUCGCUCCAUCAUUGGUAUUUUGGUCGGCACCGAAACACCCGCUGACGCAGAAGGCGUCAUCGACGGUGACGAACGUCUACUGCUCGACCGUGGAAUUUGCAUCGCAACAGGGAUCGCUCACCUCAGCGGAGGGAAAGUUGAAGUGAUGCUAAGCAACUUCAGCCAGGAGUUCAAGCACAUGAACAAGAGCACGACAGCUGCGUGCAUCGAGGAAAUUGUGGAAACCAGCAAUGCGUUUCUCCUCUCCUAUUCUGGCGCAUCUACCGCGACGACCAUAGUUCCCGAACCAGACUUCGACAUGAAUCCAAGUCUCCCCAUGAGCAAGCAGCAACAGCUGAGAAAUCUUCUCCGACGAUACAAAGACUGCUUUCCAACGUCAUCGACGAUUCGAUGA